AUGUCAGAUCCUCUUGCUGAUGUGACGAUGGUGGACGCCGACGUCCCGGACGUCGAGGUCCCGGACGUUACGAUGUCAACAGCACCGGCUCCAGCAAUCUCAAGUCUUUCUGGUAGCGCUACUCCGUUCAUCCCAAUGCUCCCGUACCCGGCAAUGACCGAUAUCCCUGGUGGUGGAGACAUAAUGCAUGAUACCGAUGGCGCAGAUCUAUUGCCGGUGAUGGACCCUACGAGCCGCGACAAGAAGUACGACCAGAGUGAUCGAGGUAUUCCGAUCCCGCGUUUUCUCUUCCGUGGGUUUUCUGCACGUUCGGGAGGGGGCGACCGAAGACUCAACCAACCGGCGAGGAUCAUCCCGCACUACUUCCUCGAUAGCAACUCGCCGGACGGAUGGGCCGAGAGACCAGAUGUGCCUGCCGCAUUAUUCCCGAACCUCGCGCAAACUUUAUACGGCCACCUCACUACGAGAAGAGACGUGAUCUCGCCUUUCUCCUCAUGGACGCAAAAUCUUGCAACGUGUCAGUAUUUCUGGACGCCCGGGGGUGAUCCAUCAUUGCGGAUAGCCAUCAUCGACACCACGCGGCUCCAACUCUGGAACGAGGUUUGGAGCGUGCUGGACCUCGAGGACUACAUCACAAACAACGUGACUGCCGACGAUUGGAGAGGAGUUAUAGAUAACGCGUGGGAGUACUUGGUCUACGGGCCGAUAUGGGGCGACGCCCUCUGGUCGAUCUCGGGCACAAAGUUGGCGAGGAUCAUGUAUGAUUUCCCCCCGAGAAUAUCGGCGCCGAUCGAGGCGGAGUUUGUAGACGUCGCCAAGCGGAUCGCCCAGUUGUUCCGAGCUCCCGCCUGGAUCGAAGCAGGCGAAGAGACCGAUGUCGUGAUCUACACAACAUUCGUGGUGCUGGAGAGUUGGUACGCUGUAACUCAUCUCCACCGAAACAGGGCUUUGCACGUAAAUGACGUCGCCAUUUUGACGGGCGACUUUGAGGCCAUCGUUGGUGGGCUAGCCCAUGAGCUUGCAGAAAGGCGGCUCAGAGUCCGUACCGGGCAGCCGGUGAUUCACCUCGUGGGCCAGCGAAUCAUCGAAACCGCGUCAGGAUGGGAGUGGUUUCACAAGACGCUCGCGCUUCUUCGAGUUGUCCAAGAUCUGGAGUCAGUCCCGUCACUAGAAGGCGAUCCAUAA
This is a messenger RNA of Neoarthrinium moseri, 1185 nucleotides long. RefSeq lists its product as uncharacterized. The record is from RefSeq and is a predicted model, not a curated record. The transcript has a single exon. Bases 1 to 1185 code for a protein of 394 amino acids. NCBI's taxonomy places the organism in Eukaryota, Fungi, Ascomycota, Sordariomycetes, Amphisphaeriales, Apiosporaceae.